UUCUCACUCUCAUCUCCUCGAUUACAAUCUUCAGCAGACGAAAGGAGAAGGAAAAAAAAAAAUUGAACGAAGAGAUUUGAAGAGAGAAAAGAGAAGAGAAUGAAAGCAGAGCUAAACUUACCUGCAGGAUUCCGAUUCCAUCCAACGGACGAAGAGCUUGUGAAAUUCUACUUGUGCCGGAAAUGCGCAUCGGAGGAGAUCUCAGCUCCGGUUAUCGCCGAAAUCGAUCUCUACAAGUUCAAUCCUUGGGAGCUUCCAGAGAUGUCUCUGUACGGAGAGAAAGAGUGGUAUUUUUUCUCACAUAGAGACCGGAAGUACCCAAACGGUUCGCGUCCAAACCGGGCAGCUGGAACCGGUUAUUGGAAAGCGACCGGAGCGGAUAAACCAAUCGGUAAACCGAAGACGUUGGGCAUAAAGAAAGCUCUAGUCUUCUACGCUGGGAAAGCUCCCAAAGGGAUUAAAACGAAUUGGAUUAUGCAUGAGUAUCGUCUCGCUAAUGUUGAUAGAUCAGCUUCUGUUAACAAAAAGAACAACCUACGACUUGAUGAUUGGGUUCUAUGUCGAAUCUACAACAAGAAAGGAACCAUGGAGAAGUAUUACCCUGCGGAUGAGAAACCGAGGACCGCUACAUCAAUGGCGGAUCAAUCAUCAUCGCCUUUUGACACAUCGGACUCGACUUACCCGAACGAAUCGAGCAGCUCGGGUGGUCACGUCGUGUCACCGGAUGCCAAGGAGGUUCAGAGCGAGCCUAAAUGGGGAGAGCUUGAAGAUGCUUUAGAGGCUUUUGAUACUUCAAUGUUUGGUGGUUCCAUGGACUUGUUGCAGAGCGACGGUUUUGUUCCUCAGUACUUGUACCAGCCUGAUUAUUUCACUCCCUUCCAGGAUAUGCCCGAGCAGAAACCGUUCUUGAAUUGGAGUUUUGCUCCACAAGGGUGAAAAGGGAAGAGAGUAAAAGGUGGUUUAACUGUGUCGUGAAGUGCUUAGAGAGAACAGAAGUUAUCAAUCAUCUUUGUUUCUUAGUAGUCAAAAAGAUUGUAGAUGUUAAUAGUUGUUAGCAUCAUAGGCAAAUUCUUGUUAUUUCAUCAUAAUUUUAUAUGAAAAAUAUUCAAAUUCUUCACGAUGUUGCAGCACCUAUGUAAAUACUGAUAUAUAAAGAGAUAUUAAGAUUAAGAAUA
Messenger RNA from Brassica napus (rape), 1175 nucleotides. Its product is annotated as protein ATAF2. Gene Ontology annotation, biological process: regulation of DNA-templated transcription. NCBI's taxonomy places the organism in Eukaryota, Viridiplantae, Streptophyta, Magnoliopsida, Brassicales, Brassicaceae. The transcript has 3 exons. The coding region runs from base 100 to 936 and encodes 278 amino acids. Gene Ontology annotation, molecular function: DNA binding. The record is from RefSeq and is a predicted model, not a curated record.